AACAACAUGAACUUGUUUUCUGUGUCUGUGCUUCUAACUUGGCUUCUUCUUCAGGUGGUCUGGAGUCUGCCUGCUCCAGAGACAACUGAAGUGGAUGUAGAUGGAGGAAUUGAACGAGACAUCUUUGACAUCAAUGAAGCUUUAGGACUAGACCUUUUUGAGGGAGACAUCAAACUUCAUGGGGAACGAAACUCCAUCAUUGGUGACAACUAUCGGUGGCCCCAUGUUAUUCCCUACGUCCUCGAGGACAGUCUGGAAAUGAAUGCUAAGGGACUCAUCCUCAAGGCAUUUGAACAAUAUCGACUGAAAACCUGUAUUGACUUUAAACCUUGGGAAGGGGAGAAGAAUUACAUAUCUGUGUUCAAAGGAAGUGGCUGCUGGUCCUCAGUGGGAAACAUGCAAAUGGGGUUGCAGCAGCUCUCCAUCGGAACCAACUGUGACAGAAUUGGGACAAUCCAGCAUGAGUUCCUGCACGCCCUGGGAUUCUGGCAUGAGCAGUCACGGUCUGACCGGGAUGACUAUGUGACCAUUGUCUGGGACAGGAUUCAGUCUGGUAAAGAGCAUAAUUUCAAUAAAUAUGAUGAUAAAACAUCAGACUUCCUAAAUGUUCCCUAUGACUAUAAUUCUGUGAUGCACUAUAGCAAAACUGCAUUCAGGAAUGGAACUGAAUCCACCAUCAUCACUAACAUACCAGACUUCAUGGAUGUUAUAGGACAGAGAAUGGAUUUCAGUGAUUAUGAUCUCCAGAAACUGAACCGGCUGUACAAUUGCUCCUCCUCACUAAGUUUUAUGGACACAUGCAGUUUUGAACUUGAAAAUAUUUGUGGCAUGAUUCAAAGUCCACACGAUAACAGUGAUUGGCAGCGUUUGUCUCAGGUUCCUGCUGGGCCAAAUACUGAUCACACUAAUAUGGGAGAAUGCAAAGAUUCUGGCUACUUCAUGCAUUUCAACACCAGUGCUGGAGAAGAAGGAAGCACAGCUCUCCUGGAGAGCCGAAUUUUUUAUCCCAAAAGGGGCUUUCAGUGCUUACAAUUCUAUUUAUACAACAGUGGUCAUGAAAGUGACCGGUUGUAUGUCUUCGUCAGGGAGUACACUUCAGCCCAUCCGAACGGCACUUUGAGAUUCAUUGAAGAGAUAAAAGGUUCACCUGAGACUUACUGGCAGCUCCAUCAUGUUUCUUUGAAUGUCACGAGUAAAUUCCGGGUUGUGUUUCAAGGCGUGAGAGGAAGUGGCUUAUCAAACGGAGGCCUCUCUAUCGAUGACAUCAACUUGUCAGAAACUCAGUGUCCCCACCAUGUCUGGCAUAUCAGAAAUUUCACAAAUCUCCUCAACACAAGUCCAGCAGGGGAAGCAGGAAGAAUAUACAGUCCACCUUUUUACUCUAGUAAAGGAUAUGCUUUCCAGGUCAGCUUGUACGUAAAUGGCACCACUGAUAACCCAUUUAAUUUAGGAAUAUACUUGUCCUUGAUAUCUGGAGCAAAUGAUGAUCAUUUGCAAUGGCCCUGUGCAUGGCAGCAAGGUACCAUGAUUCUGCUCGACCAGCAUCCUGAUAUUCGUCAACGGAUGUCAAACCAAAGGAGUAUAACAACGGACCCCCAGAAAUUAUCAGAUUCCUCAUCAAAAUUUUUUUGGGAUAGGCCAGAUAUAGUGGGAUCCCCAGCAACUUUUCCCAAUGGAACUAACUUCAGGAGAGGUCCAGGAUUUGGAACAGCAACAUUUUUAACUCAUGAGAGACUUAGAAGACGCAACUUUAUUAAAGAAGAUGGUGUCUAUAUUCUUUUAACAAUGGAAGAUAUAUCACAUCUACUGACAACUAAGCCGAGUGUUUCACCCACUGUCAAACCUGACUCAAGCCCUACUCCCACCACCAAGCCAGGCACCAACACUGAGCCCACGGCCCCGGAAGAGCCAGAGGGCCCGUCUUUCUGUCCAGAUAACCCUUGUGAAAAUGAUGGUGUCUGUGUCAUGGUAGAUAGAGCACCAGUGUGCAGAUGUCCAGUAGGUGACGACUGGUGGUACAUGGGAGAAAAGUGUGAAAGGAAAGGCACAGCUCAAGAAAAUAUUGUAAUAGCUGUUUCUUCAACCGUAGCUGUAUUUGUUGUAAUGCUUAUUGUCACUAUCACAACUGCAGUGUGCCUUAAAAAGAAAUACAGAAAAGGAAAGGAAAACAGGGAGAGCUUGACUCUGGAAGAAACUAAAACGUCCUUCUGAAGAUAAUGCAAAUAAGCAUCAAAGACACAAGAUGAACAUCACUGCAAAACCACAACUUCGUCAUCAUUCUUUCUGCUCCUUUUAUCUCAACCAUCACGAUAAAGGUUUGUAAAGUCUGGAAAAUAAUUAAUCAUCUGGAUAAAAUACUGUGUUUAAGUCA
Messenger RNA from Empidonax traillii (willow flycatcher), 2371 nucleotides. It is a transcript of the gene MEP1B, whose product is annotated as meprin A subunit beta. The transcript is spliced from 16 exons. Gene Ontology annotation, biological process: proteolysis. The coding region runs from base 7 to 2211 and encodes 734 amino acids. The record is from RefSeq and is a predicted model, not a curated record. Gene Ontology annotation, molecular function: protein binding; zinc ion binding; metalloendopeptidase activity. Gene Ontology annotation, cellular component: membrane. NCBI's taxonomy places the organism in Eukaryota, Metazoa, Chordata, Aves, Passeriformes, Tyrannidae.